AUGGAAGAAAGCACCAGUAAAGAAGACGUGAACGGUUAUCCAAAAGAAGAAGAAGGAGAUACGGCGGCGAAGGACGUGACGACAACGAUGAUCGGUGCAGAAGAGGACGAGUAUACGCCGGACGAAAUCAUGAAGCUCGUCGAGUCUUCUUCCCCGGCGACAAUGACGACGGAGAUCGAAGGAAAUAACUUUCCCGGCGAGUCGAGUUUCAGAGUGAGGUUUAUCGACGAUCCGUACGCGAUUCCGGUGGUCGUACAGUCAUCUUCCGGUUACAUCACGAUCAACGUCAACGAGGAGAGCUGUGGUCCGUCGUUCUCGGACAGCGACGCUUCCGCCAUGGCGAGCGUCGACGCAAGCGGUCUGUUCGGCUGCUGUUUCGAUUUCAACGGGGAGAGAGGCGGAGCGUGGGGUGCAAACGAAGCGAAAGCGAGUGAGUGUGAGUGUGAGUGGGACGACGAAUUGCUGGCGAGGUUUCUAGGUGAAGACCGUGUUUGA
This is a messenger RNA of Microthlaspi erraticum, 495 nucleotides long. Lineage: Eukaryota; Viridiplantae; Streptophyta; Magnoliopsida; Brassicales; Brassicaceae. The record is from the annotation of a GenBank genome assembly.